Molecule: messenger RNA, 4844 nt
Organism: Pelobates fuscus (common spadefoot toad)
Lineage: Eukaryota; Metazoa; Chordata; Amphibia; Anura; Pelobatidae
Product: autophagy-related protein 9A-like
Exons: 16
Coding region: 222-2618 (798 amino acids)
Biological process (GO): autophagy of mitochondrion; protein localization to phagophore assembly site; nucleophagy
Cellular component (GO): autophagosome; phagophore assembly site
Source: RefSeq, a predicted model, not a curated record
AUAUCUAGCCUCUGAUUGGCUGCGGCUCCGGGCAAUGUGUACAGGUUUAAACAGCUGAUCUCAUUCACAACAAUCUGCAAGAGACGCUCCGUGAUACUCUGUACUCACCUAGGGUGCGGUGACACUGCAUACAUAGACUCCCGCCUGGAGGAGAACAUACAGAGUGUCCAUUCCUGAGACUCCUGGCAGGUUUCAUCAGGAAGGGAAGGAUGCCCUGAGCGAUGGGAGAUCAGGAUCAGUAUAGAGAGUACCAUCGCCUAGAGGACUUCGAGGAGGACUCUCCGCCUGGAGAGGAGGAUCUCCUGGUCCAUGUUCCAGAUGCAGUUAAAGAUUCGUGGCAUCACAUCAAGAACCUGGACAACUUUUUCACUAAGAUCUACCAUUUCCAUCAGAAGAAUGGAUUCGCUUGCAUGGUUUUAUCGGACUUCUUUGAGCUUAUACAGUUCCUGUUUGUUGUCACCUUCACCACGUUCCUUUUCCACUGUGUGGAAUACGAUGUUCUCUUUGCCAAUAAGCCUGUUAACCACACACACUCUGGUGCCGUGCCUGAUCGCAAUAAGGUGACUCUGAGUGAUGCCAUCCUGCCUGCUGCUCAGUGUGCCCAGAGGAUCAAGGUGAAUGGAUGGAUUAUCUUUCUCCUUGUCAUGGCUGCCGUAUUCUGGCUUUACCGUCUCAUUAAGAUGUUCUGUAACCUGCUGAGUUACUGGGAGAUCCGCAGAUUCUACAUCCGAGCCCUGAAGAUUCCUUCUGACGAACUGUGUAAUUCUAGCUGGCAGGAAGUGCAGAGUCGCCUAAUCUCACUACAGCGGGAGCACCCUAUGUGUGUGCACAAGAAGGAACUUACAGAGUUGGAUAUCUACCACCGUAUACUACGCUUCAAGAACUAUAUGGUGGCCAUGAUCAACAAGAAUCUCCUUCCUGUACGCUUCCACCUUCCACUGAUAGGGGAGGUCACCUUCCUCAGUCAGGGACUCAAGUACAACCUGGAACUGCUCUUCUUCUGGGGUCCAGGUUCACUGUUUCAGAACAAAUGGAACCUUCAGCCGAAGUUUAAGCGCCCUGGACAGAGACUGGAGCUUGCUCAGGAGCUGAGUCGUACCAUCGUUCUGCUGGGUCUGGCAAAUCUUUUUCUCUGCCCAUUCAUUCUCGUUUGGCAGAUCCUCUAUGCCUUCUUUAGCUACACAGAGGUGAUCAAACGGGAGCCCGGCAGUUUGGGUGCCAGGCGUUGGUCACUUUAUGGUCGUCUGUAUCUUCGCCAUUUCAACGAACUGACUCAUGAGCUUCAGGCGCGGCUAAGUAGAGGAUACAAGCCCGCCACCAAAUAUAUGAAUUCCUUUGCCUCUCCACUGCUUGCCAUUGCUGCAAAGAACCUGGGAUUCUUUGCCGGAUCCCUAUUGGCUGUGCUUAUUGCAUUGACCGUUUAUGAUGAAGACGUACUUACUGUUCAGCAUAUCCUGACCGCUAUAACUGUGCUGGGAGUCCUCGUUACCGUGGCUAGGUCGUUCAUACCAGAUGAACACCUGGUUUGGUGCCCGGAGCAGCUGCUGCAGUGUGUCUUGGCUCACAUACACUACAUGCCCGACCACUGGCAAGGCCACGCACACAAGUCAGAGACCCGCAACGAGCUUGCGCAGCUUUUCCAGUACAAGGCUGUCUUCAUCCUGGAGGAACUGCUCAGUCCAAUCAUCACCCCUUUCAUUCUCAUCUUCUCCCUGCGCCACAAGUCCUUGGAGAUCAUCGAUUUCUUCCGCAACUUCUCUGUUGAAGUGGUGGGUGUUGGGGACAUUUGCUCUUUUGCUCAAAUGGACAUUAGGAAGCAUGGAAACCCUCAGUGGAUGUCCGAAGGGCAGACCCAAGCCUCAGUCUACCAGCAAGCAGAGAAUGGGAAGACAGAGCUUUCGCUCAUGCAUUUUGCCAUCACUAACCCCCACUGGCAGCCUCCGUUGGAGAGCUCUGUGUUCAUUGGCCAUGUAAAGGAAAAGGUUCAGCAGGACGCGGCCAACGCUCCACCAGCACAUCAAAUUCUGUGUGACUCCCCAAUCUGCAGCUCCAUCCUUUCUGAUUCUGGGACAGCGCCGGAUAAUUUAUUGGCUAGUGUCCUUGUCCACCCGGUCCUAACGGCAAGUGGUUUACCCACCAAAGAUCGGAGAUUUGCACAGCCAACAACCACGGCAUCUGCUGCCGCCAGCGUCCUCGCGUCUCUAUCCUCAUCUCAGAUCACUGGCCAUCAGGGAGCGCAGGUGAACAGCUCCAUGUAUCAGAGCGACCGUACUGUCCUGCAACAAAGCAUGUCAAACAGUGGUCUCCUGCUUCAAAGUAUCUCGCGCUCGUCUCUGCUGGCGUCAGAAUUCGCCUCUGCCGAGAUGAGUCUGCAUGCUAUUUACAUGCACGAGGUACACCAGAAUCAGGGCUCCUCCCAGCGGCCCCUGGGCAUGUGGCAGGCGACUGAUCUCUCACCUCAUCAGAGACAUCACCCCAGCAUGUGGUCGGGACCUCGCUCAGGAUACCACGGUUUGCGUCUUGGCGGGUGGGAAGAGGAGGGACAGAUGCAGGGUGUGGAAGGGAGUAACACCGAGCAAACUACGGCCACAGAACACAGCGCGAAAAGCAGCAGCUAACGUGCCUUAAAUGAUUGUACAGAAGAUCUCCACCUGCGUUGGAAUUUAAACCCAAUGGACAUUGUGCAGGAUCUGCCUGAGAACCUUUGUCUGUGUCCCUGCUGGACUCUGUCUGUUUGCUGACUGAGUGUGUGUGUUCCCUGCCUGAACCAGCAGAGACUUUGCCUUGGACAGGUUUAUUUAUCAUUCGUUAAGGAUAAGGCGUCGCUUUCCCCAUCGUGUAAUUAUUUUUAUGCCGAAAGGACUUUGACUUUUAGUGCCCUGAUUCUCUCACAGCUGAGUUUUUACUCCUUAUUUAGUUCUUCGGACACUACAAGCAGAUUGACAUUUGUAAAAGGAGGAGGUGGUGUAUUUAUUGCACAGUAUUAUUAGAUAUAAGCCCACACCUGGACGACGCCCGCAAGCAGUCUGGUUGUGAAUCCUACAAGGCAGGCGAUAGUUUGGUGUUGGAUUCAUCAAGGCGCAGAUCUUGGGCACACUGUAAUGGUCUUGGAUGGAGGUGGGGCUGCUAUGGGCGAUGGUGUGUAUGGCUUCUAUGAAAACUUCUGUUGCUUUAAUUGUCUACAAGCUGGGUGGGCUUUCAGGUGCUUCCUAAAGAUGGCUCCAGAAACCCAGCUGUUAUAUUAACACUAUUCAUGCAAUCUAUUUCAAUGAGGGAAUCAUUGAAACGCACAGGGCAGCACCAUUGGAUGUGUCUCUUAUGCCGGUCUGACGGAGGGAUCCAUAAACAAAACCAGUUACCGGGCAUGUUGGCGUAGGGUGAAGUGCCUUUUGGAUUUGCUGCUUGUUCUGUGUGUUGAAAUCAUUACCCUCCAGAGAACGUAUUUUUAAAUUGCUGCUUGACACACGUUUUAGUGGCUGCUUCCUCUCAUCGUGGAUCAUUACUUCUUGGUGACCCUUCCUGCUUUAACAGACUGCUGCUUUCUCCAUGAAACAGGAAGGUUUGUCCUGUAAAUUCAGGCCGUGGCCCAAAGUAAAUUCCCUUCUGGCGUAUGUAUUUUGUAAAGAGCUAUAUUGUAUUACGAGUUUCCAGAUCUAGAAGCUGAUAGGACAAAGGAGAGCCCAGCCAUAAUAUAGGCCAUAAAAACUCCAAAACCCAAAUACCUCCAAGGCCUGCGGGAUUUCUCUGUGUCUGCAUCCUGGCAUGAUGCUUUGUUACCUCUCCCUUUACUCAGAUAACCGGUCACAUAGUAAUAAUAUCUUAACCCUCUGUGACUUAUCGUGAAAGAACACUUUGUUACUUGAUGUGCGAAGUGAAAUGGAUUGAUCAUGGAACAAAAUAUCCUGUCUAAACCUGUUAAUGCCUCUAAAAUAAAUCGAUUUGUAAAUAAUAAAGAGUGGCCGAACAGGCUCAGAGAACAUUAGAGAGUGUGCCAGAGCCCUUCCUCUCUGACUGGUCACCAGUCACCACGUAGCCCUACAUUACUCGCUGUGUAUGGUCAGCUCCUCCAUCAAAGCCAUCCUCAAUGUUAGCCCGCUUUUAGAUCUUGAACGUUUUAGGAAAUAAAGAACUAAUUGUUUAUUAGUGACGGUUUGCUGACAAGAGAGUUUUCAGGUUUAAUAAAUGUACUUUUUUUUUUUAUUUUAUUGAUAUUUACUAUAGGAUUUAGCAAGGUAAUCAGUGGCUGGCCAUUUUUUUUGUGUUCUACACCCAACAAUCAUGCAUUAUUCCAUCCAUCAGCCUAAAAUACUGAAUCUUUUAGAUAAAACCAUGUGUCCCGAGUCUGAAUUGAGAAGAUAUUGAAGGUGGCAGAGAGGGAUUUCAGAGAUAUGCAUAUUUUUGAGAGCGAGUCUUAGGCUGGGCAGUGGGCAAACCAUGAGUGCCGGGCCGGGCUGGGCAGUGGGCAGACCGUGAGUCUGAGGGUGAGCAGAAUGAGACUGGGCAGACUGUGAGUGCCAAGCUGGGCAUUUGGCAGACUUUGUGCCAGACUGGGCAGGUGGUGAAUUCUGAUGAAGCAGACAGCAGAUGGCAAACUAAGCUAUUGAGCCUUUCUCUCUAGGUUUCAUAGUGAAAGAUCCUUCUGUUUAAUUUUGCUGGUGCCAAGUUGUGCCCAUAAGUUAGAUUGCAGGAGUUAUGUUCUGGCUGACCAUACCAGCUGUUUACAGCAGAUGGCAUUUGCCCAGACUUGGUUAGAUAGUCCCCUUAUGCCUGAUGUUGGUGAAUGCACUGCAGGUACAUCCUAAUCCUGGUUCAUUUUGCAAUACAUGUUUACAUAUUGUAAAGAA